CCCCGCCCGCUCGCCCACUUCCGGCGGCCCUGCGGAGGCGCUCUGGCUCGGGCGCCCGUGGCGGCGGCGGCGGCGGCGGCGGGAUGGAGGAGAGCGAGUGGCGCAGCGCCAACUUCCGGCAGAAGCUGGUCAGCCAGAUUGAAGAUGCCAUGAGAAAGGCUGGCGCUGCUCACACUAAGACCAGCAAAGAAAUGGAAAACCACGUUUUCAUGAAGGCCAAAACGCGGGACGAAUAUCUCUCUCUCGUGGCAAGACUCAUCAUCCAUUUCCGGGAUAUUCACAACAAGAAGUCUCUGGCCUCCGUCAGCGACCCAAUGAAUGCACUGCAGAACCUGACGGGGGGUCCUCCAGCAGGACCAGGGGCAAUGGGGAUGGCUUCUCGUCCUCAGGGGGCCUCCCUGGCUGGGAUGAGUGGGCUUGGGCCCCCCAUGGGACAGCCGAUGAAUCUCCCAGGGCAGCAGCAGCCUGGACCUGCUGGGAUGGCCCUUCACGGCAUCCCCAACAUCCCUGCCACCAGCCAGCCGACCCAGCUCCAGCUGCAGCAGAUGGCUGCACAGCAGCAGCAGCAGCAGUUCCAGCAACAGCAGCAGCAGGCUGCCCUGCAGCAGCAGCAGCAGCAGCAGCAGCAGCAGCAGCAGCAGCAGUUCCAGGCCCAGCAGUCAGUAAUGCAGCAACAGCAGUUCCAGGUGCAGCAGCAGCAGCAAGCAGCAGCAGUUGCACAGCAGCAAAUGCAGGUGGUGCAGCAGCAGCAGCAGCAGCAGCAAAUGCUCAAAUUGCAGCUGCAUCAACAAAGCCAGCAGCAGAUGCAGCAGCAGCAGCAACUGCAGCGAAUUGCUCAGAUGCAGCAACAGCUGCAGCAGCAGGCCGCUCAGGCCGCUCAGGCCCAGCAGCAGCAGCCACCGCCACAACCGCCACCUCAGCCACCCCCCCCACAAUCAAUGCAGCAGCAGGUGGCCCAGGCACCCUCCCAGUCGCUUCCUCCCCAGCCCAUGGUCUCCCAGGCCCAGACUGUUCCGGGACAGAUCCCUGGCCAGGUCUUGUCCAUGGCCAUCCUGCCCCAGCAGAUAAAAGCCAUGCAGGCCAGAGCUUUGCAACCAGCAGCAGCAGCAGCAGCAGCAGCAGCAGCAGCAGCAGCAGCAGCAGCAGCAGCAACAGGUGGCUUCCCAAGUCCAGGCUGCCCAGAUGGGAGCAUCCAGCCAGCUGUGGGGCUGCUGCCUUGCCAGAGCACCUGGCCUAAGGGAGGAUGUUGCCCGCGGGGGUCGCUGGUGGUGCUGACGGUGGUGGUGGUGCUCAGAAUGAUCACCGCAAGUAUGGCCCGAGGUGGGAUGCCAAUAAGACCACGGUUCCCGCCCACCACUGCUGUCUCUGCCACGCCUCCAAGCACCAUGCCUUUGGGUGGACCACAAAUGCCUCAGGUCAACCAGAGCAGUAUCACCAUGAUGUCUUCUCCGUCUCCUGUCCAGCAAGCCCAGACACCCCAGCCAAUGCCUCCCCCACCUCAGCCACAGCCUUCUCCUCAGUCUGGGCAGCCCAACUCCCAGCCCAACUCCAAUGUCAGUUCUGGCCCAGCCCCGUCUCCCAGCAGCUUCCUUCCCAGUCCAUCUCCGCAGCCUUCGCAGAGCCCAGCAGCUGCCCGCACACCGCAGAACUUCAGCGUCCCAUCUCCAGGGCCGCUUAACACACCAGGCAAUCCUAGCUCUGUCAUGAGCCCGGCCAGCUCCAGCCAGUCUGAGGAGCAGCAGUACUUGGAGAAGCUCAAGCAGCUGUCCAAAUACAUUGAGCCUCUGCGCAGGAUGAUCAACAAGAUUGACAAAAAUGAAGACAGGAAGAAGGACCUGAGCAAGAUGAAGAGCCUGCUGGACAUUCUGACGGAUCCUAAGAAGCGCUGUCCUCUGAAAACUUUGCAGAAAUGUGAAAUUGCUCUGGAGAAGCUUAAGAACGACAUGGCCGUGCCCACCCCUCCUCCCCCUGCAGUGCCUGCCACAAAGCAGCAGUAUUUGUGCCAACCGUUGCUGGAUGCUGUCCUUGCCAAUAUCCGCUCACCAGUCUUCAAUCAUUCCCUGUAUCGAACUUUCAUGCCAGCCGUGACUGCCAUCCAUGGUCCCCCAAUCAUGACUCCGGUGCCUUCCCCUCGGAAGCGGAAGUACGAAGACGACGAAAGGCAGACCAUCCCAAAUGUUCUGCAAGGGGAGGUGGCGAGAUUAAACCCCAAGUUCCUCGUGAACCUUGAUCCUGCCCACUGCAGCAACAAUGGCACAGUCCAUCUCAUCUGCAAGAUAGAUGACAAGAACCUUCCGAGCGUCCCCCCGCUGCAGCUCAGCGUCCCAGCUGACUACCCAGACCAGAGCCCCCUCUGGAUUGACAACCCUCAGCAAUACGAAGCAAACCCUUUCCUGCAGUCGGUGUAUCGCUACAUGAUGUCCAAAUUGUUGCAGCUGCCAGACAAGCACUCAGUCACCGCCCUCCUCAACACCUGGGCCCAGAGCAUCCGGCAGGCCUGCUUGUCUGCUGCUUGACCAGCCAGUCUCGCCAGCUGGGCACUGGAAGCAAGAGCCUUCAUGGGCUCAGACCUGGCUUUCCUGCUUGCAUUGCUUCUGCCUUUGGUGGCUGGCCAGGCUCUUGACGCCCAUGGGAAUUUACAGUUUUCAGGGGAGGGUUAAAAAUGCCUUUGUAGAGAAGAGCUUGGGAAAGCGAACUCGGUCCCUCGUGGAAAGAUGGACAGCUGGUCCAGCGUCAGCCCUGCCCUCGGUCAGCAGGAGGACCCACUGCGCUCUGCUUCUCACAAGGCAUCAAGUGGGGGCUGGCGAGGGUCUGCCAGGGAUCAGGACUGUUGGUUCAGGCAGAAACUCCUGCUUUCAGCGCUCCAGCUGAUGUCUCUGACAUUUCAGUUUCAGGAAUGGGACUGUUUGGGCACAGUUCUCCACCUUUCUGAAUGUUGGCAUUGUUAAAACAGCAUCUCGGAUGCUGCCCCUUCUGUCAAUCUCUGAGCACUCUGCCAUUUUGAAGAUUUUCAAGUAAUUACUUUGCAAGUUGCUGAUUAAUUGUAGUACAACAGGCGCGAUCUUUCAGACAUGAAUCAUUGCAUUUGUUUUAUUGUAAUAAAUCUAUUGUUACAGUA
Messenger RNA from Pantherophis guttatus, 3118 nucleotides. NCBI's taxonomy places the organism in Eukaryota, Metazoa, Chordata, Lepidosauria, Squamata, Colubridae. The record is from RefSeq and is a predicted model, not a curated record.